AUGGAAGAGGCUUCAGAUCCCAAAGCGCCUCGGCGCAAAAGGGUCUCUAGAGCCUGCGAUAGGUGUCGAAGCAAAAAGGACAAAUGCGACGGCGUCCGUCCUUCCUGCUCCGCCUGUCUGGCUUCCGGCCAGACGUGCUCCUACGACCCUCACGCCAAAAAACGUGGCUUGCCUGAAGGAUAUGUUCGUGGCCUAGAGAAGCUCUGGGCCCUCGCCAUAUGCAACAUCGAUGGCUUCGAGGACGCUAUGCUUUCGCUCCUUGGCACGACAGCCGAGUCGACCGGCCGGAGGAAGAGGCUCAUGGCCCUCUGGGGCGAUGAUGGAGCGUCGGAAACACUGCAUGAGUCCUGGAAGACAUGUCGCCUCUACCACGCACUCGAAAAGAUGUUAUCAUCUAACUCAGAGUCUUCAAGCCCCAACGGUUUGGGGAAACGCUCGCGAGACGAAUACAACCGGCUUUCGAGUGAUCCAGGCAACGAGUGGGGGUUUCGUAUAGAUCGAAGCUCGACCCCCUUGUCGCAAGAUGCGCCGCGUGUGGUCGAACCUACUACGCCUCUCACGAAACGGCCGCGUUUAUCCAUGUCAGCGGAUAGCCAACAACCCCCUGUAACUGCAUCCAGCAGCGCGCAACCGCUGCAAAUCCCGCCUCAAACCUCUCAAAUAUUGGAUACGUACUUUGCCACGACGCAUUCCUGGUUUCCAAUUGUUGCUAAACACAACAUCCUGCGUGCAUCUUAUCUCUACGCAAAUUCGCCCUCGGUAUCCAUUGCAAGACUUUCACCAGGGUCUGGCGAUCAUGCUGCGUUGUGGGCCCUCCUUAGUUACACGAUUUCCGUGUCCCCCUUUGGCUCGCAGGACGAGCCAUCAAGGGUUAUAUCGAAAGCAAGAGACUACUACGCCGUUGCUCGAAGUCUGGUGCCUUCGGAAACAGAGCACUACGAACUCGGGCAUGUGCAAGCGCUACUUUUGUUGACACUUGUCAACAUUGGCUUCGAGGACUGGACUGCUGCUUGGAUGCUCAGCGGCCAGGCAGUCCGCAUGGUCAUCUCUAUGGAUAUUACCGACACCCGCAGGUCGGAUGAGAUGAGGCAGGCAAAGGCAGUUUAUCUGGGUUGCUUUGUUGUCGACUCUCUAUUAUCGUUCCGACUAUCACGAAGGCCCAGCAUGCAUCCACGAGAUUUAAUGACUGUUGGCUUGUUAGAAGAAGAUGGCUUGGAGGAAUGGAACUCUUGGGCCGACGUGCUGCCUCCAACCCGCGGCUCCCAGGGCAAGAAUCCGCCCCGUCGAGGGCCCUUACUAGCCCUCAGCUGUUUCAAUCGUCUAGUCGAAUUGGCCAGCGUACUGAACAAGAUUGCUCGUGACUCUGUUUCAGGGCCCAAUGCUCAUCUAUUCGCGCAACAGUUGGUUUCGGAGCUCAAACAAUGGGAUGAUCGUUUGCCAUUGGGCUGCCGACUCAUUGGUCCUGAGAGCAUAUACCCAGAACGGCACUCUGCGUUACUACCACAUCAAACAUACUUGGGUCUGACAUAUGUCGCUACGCUCUUAUGGCUAUACCUCCGAAUCGCUCCUCAGGAACUCGGCCUACACCGAUCCCACCGACCCGCCACUGAGGGAGCAAAGAAACUCCUCUACCGAGCUCUCCCUAUGAUCUCUCAACACCUCGAUAACUUUAAUAUCUGCAGCCUGCCUCCUAUAUUCGAACUAUCUCUACGUACCAUCGCCGAGCAGGCGUUCACCCUCCGAAACAAAAUCGAAAGCGACCUAUUUCCCUUUGGACGGUGGGCCGAAGCCCUCGUCCAGCGAACAACCGAUUUAAGCGCAACAUGGCCUGUCUAUCGCACUUUGACAACCAACAUCGAGCAGUGGUACCGCUCUCGCAGUUUCUCCGGAUCUCCUUCCCAAAAUACUGCCAAUCUCCCUACAAGAGGAAUGAACAAGCCUCCAAACUACAGUCCUUUCCAGCAAAACAGCGUCCUGUCCAUGACAGCAACCGAGCAUCGCGGACUCAAUGGCGAUACUCCGACCCAAGUCCAUGAUAGAAUAAAUUCAUCAGAAGUACCUGUACCUGAUACCGAUUUCACCUCGUCCAUCAUGGGUAUCACCAUCCCAGUCGACGGGCAAUACAUGACCCCCAAGGACACAUUUAUGGAGAACACCGAUAAUACACCCUUCCAACCGCCCCAUAUGGACAGACUCCCGUCGUCCAUGAUGGACAAAUCAGACCCGGCAGCUGAUCUAGACGCAAUGCUUGCGCCGCCCUCCUCCAAUCGACACCCUCCAACACCAGAGUCCUCCGCGUCAAACUCCAUAAUGAUGCCAGUAGCAUCAACCUCUGCCGCAGCCGACAACACCACAUCACAAAUCCAAUCCUCAGACAACCCCAGUCUCGAUGCCAUUUUCAAGGACCUAGCGUACCUCGAUACAACGGAAUGGGCGAACAGCCGCGAAGCAGGGCUCAAGGACUUUGGAUUCAUUGACGAUUCUACGUUCCAGGCCUUUUGUCAUGACCCUGACCGUCUUGCGGGCUCGCAGCCGCUAGUACAUCCGCCCUCGAUCGCGGAUAUCUGGCCGCCGCCGGGCUUCUUCCCGGAGACGUUCCAGGACUCUACGGAGGCGAUGGAGACUUAG
Messenger RNA from Aspergillus calidoustus, 2628 nucleotides. NCBI's taxonomy places the organism in Eukaryota, Fungi, Ascomycota, Eurotiomycetes, Eurotiales, Aspergillaceae. The record is from the annotation of a GenBank genome assembly.